This is a messenger RNA of Aptenodytes forsteri (emperor penguin), 5596 nucleotides long. It is a transcript of the gene STK10, whose product is annotated as serine/threonine kinase 10. Lineage: Eukaryota; Metazoa; Chordata; Aves; Sphenisciformes; Spheniscidae. The record is from RefSeq and is a predicted model, not a curated record. The transcript has 19 exons. Gene Ontology annotation, biological process: protein phosphorylation. Gene Ontology annotation, molecular function: ATP binding; protein serine/threonine kinase activity. Bases 1 to 2838 code for a protein of 945 amino acids.
AUGACCGCAGUACUGUGUGUUCCUGGCUCUCCUUGCCUUUGUACUCAUGCUGGUUUUGUCUUGCAGGCUAAGAAUAAGGAAACCGGUGCUUUAGCAGCUGCCAAAGUCAUUGAAACAAAGAGUGAAGAUGAACUGGAGGAUUACAUGGUGGAGAUUGAAAUACUGGCGACCUGCGAUCACCGGCACAUCGUCAAGCUGCUGGGAGCGUUUUAUUGGGAUGGCAAGCUCUGGAUCAUGAUCGAGUUCUGCCCGGGCGGGGCAGUGGAUGCCACCAUGCUGGAGCUGGACCGGGGCCUGACCGAACCCCAGAUUCAAGUGAUUUGCCGCCAGAUGUUGGAAGCCCUCCAUUACCUCCACAGCAAAAAGAUCAUCCACCGUGACCUGAAGGCGGGCAACGUGCUCCUCACCCAGGAUGGGAACAUCAAGCUUGCUGACUUUGGAGUGUCUGCCAAAAACAUGAAAACCUUGCAGAAGCGAGACUCCUUCAUUGGGACCCCUUACUGGAUGGCCCCGGAGGUGGUGAUGUGUGAGACCAUGAAGGACACUCCGUACGACUACAAGGCGGACAUCUGGUCCCUGGGAAUCACGCUGAUCGAAAUGGCCCAGAUCGAGCCACCCCAUCACGAGCUCAACCCCAUGAGAGUCCUGCUGAAGAUUGCCAAGUCCGACCCCCCCACGCUCAGCUGCCCUUCCAAAUGGUCCCUGGAGUUCAGAGACUUCCUGAAGACGGCGCUGGACAAGAACCCGGAGACCCGGCCCAGUGCUGCCCAGCUGCUGGAGCAUCCCUUUGUCAGCAAGGUGACUAGCAACCGGGCUCUGCGCGAGCUGGUGGCCGAGGCCAAGGCUGAGGUGAUGGAAGAGAUCGAGGACAGUCGGGACGAAGUGGAAGAAGACGACUCAUUGGAGUCUGCCUCGCCCCCUGGUAAGCACAAGCGGGACCCCUCUGAGGCGAGUCAGCUGAGUUUUGAUGGGGAGAAGCCUCCAGACUCUUCCUUGCCCAAGGCAGUGAAUGGGCCUGUGGGGACUGGCAAGGAGACCACAGAUGGACAAAGUGAUCAAGUCUCAGAUGAAGGGAUAAGCAGUGACAAUGACAAAGUGGAGAGCAACGACUCCACAAAACCCCUUGCCAGCUCUGCCUCCUCUGGCUCAGAGGAUGGGAGAGCCACCUUGGGCACGCAGGGCAAGCCAGACAUCAUCUCGCAGCCUGGAAGGCUGGGUAACUCAACUGAGGGGGACAAGCAGCCUCAGCCAGGCAGCAAGGAGAGGAAGAGCAUUGGGGAGCGACCGGAGAGCAGCCACCUGGAGAACUUCACAGAGGAGAAGCUUGCCAACGGAAGCUUGGAUCCCCCGGUGCUGUUCCCCGGCAGCCGGUCCAAAGGGGAUUCGGAUUCUGGCAGCACUUCAGCCUCUGAAAGCAUGGACCUCACCAUCUCCCUGUCUGCCGACCUGUCCCUCAACAGAGAGAGCGGCUCCAUCUCCCUGAAGGAUUCCCGAAUGCACAAGAAGACGCUGAAACGCACCCGCAAGUUUGUGGUGGAUGGAGUAGAGGUGAGCGUCACCACCUCAAAGAUCAUCAGUGAGGAUGAGAAGAAGGAUGAAGAGAUGAGAUUUCUCAGGCGCCAGGAACUGCGGGAGCUGCGUCUCCUUCAGAAGGAGGAGCACCGAAACCAGGCCCAGCUCAACAGCAAACACCAGCUGCAGCUGGAGCAGAUGUUCAGGCGCUUUGAGCAAGAAAUGACGACAAAGAAGAAGUUCUACGACACCGAACUAGAAAACCUCGAACGGCAACAGAAGCAGCAGAUUGAGAAGAUGGAACAAGAUCACUCACUGCGCCGGCGGGAGGAGGCCAAGCGCAUUCGCCUGGAGCAGGAGCGGGACCAUGUCAAAUUCCUGGAGCAGCUGAAGCAGAUGAAGAAGGAGGUCAAGAACGAGGUUGAGAAGCUGCCACGGCAACAGCGCAAAGGGAACAUGAAGGUGAAGAUGGAUGACUUUGCCCAGAAAAAACAAACCAUGGAACAGGAGUUUUUGGCCAAGCAGAAGGAGGACCUGGAGCUAGCCAUGAAGAAUAUAACCACCCAGAACAAAAAAGAGAUCUGCGACAAGGAACGCGAGUGCCUGAACAAAAAGCAGCAGCUCAUGAGAGACCGGGAGGCAUGCAUCUGGGAUCUUGAAGAGCACCAGCAGCAGGAGAAACACCAGCUUGUCAAGCAGCAGCUAAAGGACCAGUAUUUCCUCCAGAGGCAUGAGUUGCUCCGGAAGCAUGAGAAGGAAAGGGAGCAAAUGCAGCGAUACAACCAGCGCAUGUUAGAGCAGCUGAAAAUUCGGCAGCAGCAGGAGAAAGCCCGGCUUCCCAAAAUCCAGCGGAGCGAAGGGAAGACGCGCAUGGCCAUGUACAAGAAGAGCCUUCACAUCCACUCCAGCGGGAGCGCAUCUGAGCAGCGGGAGAAGAUAAAACAGUUUGCUCAGCAGGAAGAGAAGAGGCAAAAAGCAGAGCGGCUACACCAGCAACAGAAGCAUGAGACGCAGAUGAAGGACAUGCAGGCCCAGUGCGAGAGCAACACAAACGAGCUCCAGCAGCUGCAGAAUGAGAAGUGUCACCUCUUGAUUGAGCACGAAACCCAGAAGCUUAAGUCCCUGGAUGAGAACCACAACCAGCACAUGAAGGAGUGGCGGGACAAGCUGAGGCCACGGAAGAAGGCCCUGGAGGACGAGCUGAACCAGAAGAAGCGUGAGCAGGAGAUGUUCUUCAAGCUGAGCGAGGAGGCAGAUGGACAGACACCAGCAUCCCCAACCAAACAUGCCAAGUUCGUCCCGUUCAGCUCCACAGAGAGCUCGUAACGCCUCACAGCUGGCAGGCCACCAGCUGGUACUUGCUGUGUCCUCCUGGGCUGCAGGCGGGCAACUUGGACUUGGAAGACCCUCUUAGCAGCCUCUUCUUACAACAGCACCCUCCUGUCCCCUCGCUCUGUCUGGGAUAAACAUGGCCUCUGUCCUGCACUGGGGGAUGCUGACUGGAAGUUUGGUGGCUUUUCCAGGGGCUGGCCUGCUCAGCACAGCUCCACGCUGGGAAGCCGGGCAGGACCCUUUCUGCGAUCAUACUUGCACUGUUAGCUGGAUGCGUUGCCUCUCACGUGAGCCUGGUGCUCACUGGGCUUGUCAUCUCAGACUGAAGCAAUAACGGCUCUGAACAGGAGAAACGGGCGGUGGCUCCUGGCCUCUGUGCAGUAGUUAUCAGCCUCUCUCUCCACUGUGGCUGCUCCUCCUCCCGGUAAAGACUAGUCUGGGGCAGAGCAGCUUUGGUGUUGUCUUAGGCUAACCUUGGCCUUGUGGCCCCCCCAACACUUGCCUUAGAUUUAUUUCUAUCUACUGUGGCCCUCUUUUGCUCAAGGGAGACAGUGACUUGGAUUUUUUUUUGCCCUGAAGAAAGAAGGGUGGGUUUUUUCUUUCCUGUUUCUCAUACAGACUAUGCAGAAAGGGGACUGGCUGGACGUCCUUCCAAAGAUGCUUCUGCUUCUUCAUUUGGCGUGAUUGCUGGCACCACAGUCCCUCGGCACCUAGCUAACACUGUCUUAUCAGAAACUGGACUAUGGCAUAAUUAAACUGUUCAGCUGGCUGCAGGCUUUUGUCUCAAAGAAGUGUGUGUGUAUGGGCAGAGGGGGAGGUUUGUAACAGUGCUCAGUCCUGUGGUGAAACAGUGAGGUAUUGGUCACACUCAUGUGCCUUCUGGUCAGGACAAGUGAGGGGCAGAAGGGUGUUAUUGCCAGAACCCUCAUGAUCACACAUGUGCUUGCGAUUUUUUUUUUAAGUGCUGUAUAUGUGUUGGCCAUGUGGGUCAGCCAACCUGGCCACUCUGCAGUCAGGGUUCAGGGCUGCAAAGCGUCAUUUGGAAGGAAUAAAGGAGUCUUGAAACAAGGGAUGCAAGGGAAGAGGAGAUGCAAAGGCAGGUCACAGUGGCUUGUUACUCUCAGCAUCACUUUCUCCACUGCUGUCUCAUCUCCUUAUGAUGUGCCACAGUUUCUUGGAUGAUUUUCCUGGCUUUCAGCUUAGAGUCAUGCUGCAGAGUGGCAGAGCAGUGGCAGGUCCAGCCCUCUGUCCUUUCUGCUCCAUGGUGAUGUGUCUUGGUUGGGCUGCCUUCUUCCACCUGCACAAGGCACUGCUUGGCUGAGCUGCUGGGUAGGACCCAGAGCACAGACCUGGGUAGGGGGACAGAGACCUCACUGGGCAGCACCUUCUUCUUUACACAACCAAAAGGUGUAAGGUAGCACUUAAGGUUUUUCUCUCUGUUGAUCUCUGGACAACAUUGUUUGGUUUAGGCCUGCUUCCAGAGCAAGAAAAAAUGUCUCUACUUAAAAAAAUGUUAUUUUAAAGUCUCAGGUGUUGAUUUAGAGACAUACUGGCAUUUCAGGAAAAGGUGGUAUGUGAUGUGCUACACUUCCAGGUACCUAGGUGAGGGAGCCAACCCCCAGGUCAUUAACACCUCUUUCAUCUGAGGAGGGCAUUUACAUUUACUACCCAUUUAGAGUUCAUAAUACAUAUUUAUAAGCUUCCUCCAAACUAGCAAGACUACAUCUAUUUGGGCCAUUCCAAGUUUCUUCUGAAUUCACACCAUUGAUGUCUUUAUUAAUGAAUAUAGCCUAGAUGGAGAUCUUAAGGGCUGGGACCCUUUGCAAGCAGACUGCAUAGCAGCUUUUUAGUAACUGGCCUGUCCUCCUAGGAAGACCAUCUGUCCCAUCUCCAAAAGUAUUGACUAUGCCUUUCAGAUACGAUAGCACCAGGUUGGGAGCUGAUGUAAAAUUAAUGAAUGCAGGGGGUUGUUCCUGAACAAUGUGCUGGUUUGAGACUUUAAAUUGCAUUAGAAAUGUGUGCUGGCAGCCCCAGCAGUUUUGCUCCUGGUCCCAUUGGGGUCAGGCUGGAGCUAGUCUAUGAAAUGGUUGUUGUCACAGAAACCAGUACCUGGUGCCUGUCCUUUCACGUGUUAUGUGUGACUUGCAGAAGGAUGUCCUGCAGCAUACUGUUCAUAACAUACCUCCUCCAGCUGAAGGGCAUUGCCGCUUCUGACUGCUGCCUUGCACCAGCCCAGGGAGCGCCAGCUCUCUCUGGAUGUUGUGCAGCCAUGAGGAAGGAGACUGUUUCUGGAGACUUUAAGAGCUGAUGUGAUGCCCUUACGGUAAAUCGGUUGUCCCUUUCUCCAGUCCAGCUUAUUUGCAGUCUGGAGCUAGCAACGUAAUUUUGCUUUUGCUAACAGAGGGUGGGAAUGGUUUUGUCCCCUGCCCUUUCCCUAUUCUCUGUUCCCUCUCUGGGUGUGCCAGGGCUCUAGUACCAUGUCCCUCUCCUAGAAGAGGGCAGGGGAGCACAUCUUCUGAUUGCCAUGUUUACAGGGUGGUUAUAUUCCCCCCCCCCCCCUUUCAAAAGAGGAUGUUUUUAUUGUUUCCUGUUCAGAAGGAACCGUGAAUAAACCCCGCUUGUUUUUGAGGGGGGAUGGGAUGCCAUUUUUUUUAAAAUGUGGCUUUGAAUAAAAAGUGUUUUUUAAUAUUUUGUAAAGUGUCCUCAGUGGGGCGACCACUGUGAUGUAAAGGCCCUUCUAAUAAAGUAACAG